AUGAAUGAAGCGGAAGCCCUGGCCAGUCAGUUACCACUCACACAAAUCGGUGCAAUUCCUUUAGAGGACAUCAUUGGAGAAAUACCUGAGAGUAGAUGUUUGCAAAUGUAUACAAAUUUUAAGAGCGGAGAGCAAUGUGUGACAGAAAAUUGCAAAUUCAAAGGCAAUGAACACAAUCACUGCAAAGGGUGUGAAUUCUGUGCCUCGAAUUUGGACCAACUGCUAGAGCACGCAAAGACUCAUAUAACCCAAGACGAGGCGACACCUCUUAUAUUCGAGGAAUCAGACGACGGAACCGUUUGCACCAAAGAGUGUGAAUACUACCAAAAGGAGCGCCAUUAUCACUGCCGAAUGUACGGGUGUUCGUGUGCUGUUCCCAUUAGUGACACUUCAUUCAAGAAGUUAGACCACUAUCUAAUGCAUGAACAACAGCAGUUGAAGCGGAAGCCCUGGCCAAGCGGAGAGCAAUGUGUGACAGAAAAUUGCAAAUUGAAAGGCAAUGAACACAAUCACUGCAAAGGGUGUGAAUUCUGUGCCUCGAAUUUGGACCAACUGCUAGAGCACGCAAAGACUCAUAUAACCCAAGACGAGGCGACACCUCUUAUAUUCGAGGAGUCAGACGACGGAACCGUUUGCACCAAAGAGUGUGAAUACUACCAAAAGGAGCGCCAUUAUCACUGCCGAAUGUACGGGUGUUCGUGUGCUGUUCCCAUUAGUGACACUUCAUUCAAGAAGUUAGACCACUAUCUAAUGCAUGAACAACAGCAUAACCCAAAGAUACCGUGCAAUGAGUUCUCAGACAUUGAUUACCAGUUAUGGGCUGAAGAUGCAAACGAUUGCGACGAUUAUUGCCUCAAAAAUCGCAUCAAUAUUAAGGCACUAAUAUAUUCAGUGACUCUGUGUCUGAGUAUCACUCAAAUCCUAAGCGUAUGUCCACAACAAUCACUACUGAAUCCAUGCAAAUGCGAAAACGAUCGCAUCUUAUGUGAUGGCAAUGAAGACUUGGAUUUAGUGGAACUGUUCGCUCGACUCAACCAUAGCCUCGACAACGACUCCAAACACUUCCAGACAUUUAAUCUGCGAAACAAAGCCAUUACUGAACUCAAAGACAACACGUUUCAAGGCAUCACUUUCGACAACAUUUACAUACAAUACGCUAAUAGCUUGCAAUUCAUACACCGAAACGCUUUCGACGCAAACUACUUGCUAACUAAGACCCUGCUCAUCAGCAAUAACCCUGUGCUGAGUAGCCCGGAGCCAAUGGUUAUAUUUGAUAUAUUGAGUCAAUUUGUGAACAUUGAGUCCAUAAACUUUUCCCAUAAUAACGUAACGGACAUACCGUCGGACGCUUUCCGACCAAUCAAUGGCUACCAAAAUAAGUUGACAUCACUUUCAUUGAGCGGUGAUUUCAAGCAUUUGGGGGACAAUGCCUUUGCGAGCCUUAAUUCACUUCAAUCCCUGUCCGUCGAUCAGUCAUCCAUAGACUACAUCCCGGAAAAAGCGUUUGCAUUCAACCAACCGUCCAAACAGAGACUGGAUUUGCAUUUAUUCAACAGUCCGUACAUUAAUAGCUCGAGUUUUGCGGUCAAUUCACUGACAAACAUUAAACGGGAGACAUAUCUGGACCUACAGGUGUUCAAGUGGCCCAACCCUAUCACUUAUUUGGACGAGAAAGUGUUCGGGGCAUUUUUGGACGCACAUUAUGCCAAUCAGGUGAACAUUGGGGGCCAGUAUGUCAACUGCACGGACUGUCGCACGGCAUGGGUUCGCAACAUAUAUAAGAAUUAUGACCGCAUUCUGGGAUUCAUGUGCACUGGG
Molecule: messenger RNA, 1818 nt
Organism: Oppiella nova
Lineage: Eukaryota; Metazoa; Arthropoda; Arachnida; Sarcoptiformes; Oppiidae
Source: the annotation of a GenBank genome assembly